Messenger RNA from Aspergillus clavatus NRRL 1, 1626 nucleotides. Its product is annotated as MFS maltose permease MalP. Bases 1 to 1626 code for a protein of 541 amino acids. Gene Ontology annotation, molecular function: carbohydrate:proton symporter activity. Gene Ontology annotation, cellular component: membrane. The transcript has a single exon. The record is from RefSeq and is a predicted model, not a curated record. Gene Ontology annotation, biological process: carbohydrate transport; transmembrane transport. NCBI's taxonomy places the organism in Eukaryota, Fungi, Ascomycota, Eurotiomycetes, Eurotiales, Aspergillaceae.
AUGGAGAAGGAAAAGUCUACCGGCAUCGAACAUGUCGAGGAGAAUCACUACAGUUCUGAGCACGGCCAUGGCGAGGUCGUCGCCAGUGCCGCGGCUCAGGCCGCCCUCGACAAGGAACACAGCAUGAGCCCGCUGCAGGCCUUGAAGGUCUACCGCAAGGCUGUCGGUUGGUCGAUCCUUAUGUCCUGUGCCAUCAUCAUGGAGGGCUACGACGUCGUCCUCAUCGGUUCCUUCUUCGCCUACCCCGAGUUCAACAAGAAAUACGGUCACAUCAUGUCGGACGGAUCCUACGGUCUCGAUGCCAAGUGGCAGGCCGCCCUGACCAACUCCAUGGCCUGUGGUCAGAUCAUCGGUUUGUUCCUGAACGGUAUCAUGUCUGAACGCUUUGGGUACCGCCGCACCCUCAUGGCCUGCCUUGCUGCCACCGUCGGAAUCAUCUUCAUCCUCUUCUUCGCGCCGAACAUUCAGACACUGGUGGUGGGCGAGCUGUUCAUGGGUAUCCCGCUUGGUGUGUACCAGACCCUGACCGUCACCUACGCUUCGGAGGUCUGCCCCGUCUCGCUGCGCGCCUACCUGACCACCUAUGUCAAUCUCUGCUGGGUCCUGGGCCAGCUCAUCGCCUCCGGUAUCCUGAAGGGCUUGAACACCCGCACCGACCAGUGGGCCUACCGCAUCCCCUUCGCCAUCCAGUGGGUCUGGCCUGUCCCCAUCUUCAUCGGUGUGUGGCUCGCGCCCGAGAGCCCCUGGUGGCUCAUCCGCAAGGACCGCCGUGAAGACGCCAUCAAGUCGCUGAACCGCCUUGCCACCCCUGGCCACCCCGACUUCGAUGCCGAGGAAACCGUCGCGAUGAUUGCCUACACCGAUGCGCUUGAGAGACAAACCCAGACCGGUACCAGCUACCUCGACUGCUUCCGCGGUGUUGACCUGCGCCGCACGGAGAUCUCCUGCUUGGUUUGGGCUGCCCAGAGUCUUUGCGGCGCUGGUCUGAUGGGUUACUCGACCGUCUUCUACCAGCGUGCCGGCCUCGCCGUCUCCCAGUCCUUCACCAUGUCGCUGGUGCAGUACGCCAUCGGUGUCAUCGGUACCUUCGCCUCCUGGGCGAUGAUGACCUACUUCGGUCGCCGCACCCUGUACGUCGGCGGUUUGGCCGCUCUCACGGGUGUGCUCUUCGUCAUCGGCUUCAUCUCCAUCCCCGCUUCCUCGACCGCCCUCUCCUGGGCCACCGGCUCCAUGCUCCUUGUCUACACCUUCAUCUACGACUCGACCGUCGGGCCUGUCUGUUUCUCGCUCGUCUCCGAGAUGCCCGCCUCCCGUCUGCGCACCAAGACCGUCGUCCUGGCCCGUAACAUGUACAACAUCCUCAACCUGGUUACCGGUAUCAUCAUCCCUUACAUGCUGAACGUCGACGGAUGGAACUGGCGCGGCAAGUCCGGCUUCUUCUGGGCCGGUCUCUGUAUCUGCUGUGCCACCUGGGCCUUCUUGCGUCUGCCCGAGCCCAAAGGUCGUUCGUACGCGGAGCUGGAUGUCCUGUUCGAGCGCAAGACCCGCACGCGCGACUUCUCCAAGGCCGAUACCGGCUUGGUGGAUACUCGGGGCGAUCAGAAGGCCGAUCCCCUUGGCGUUUAA